AUGGCACUGAACUUCAUAAAAGCCCUGUGGGCUCUUCUUCUCCUGGCCACGUUCGCACAGGCCCAGUUCCAGUUCUUCGAGCAUAUGUUUGGAGGCGGCCAGCACCAGGAGCAUCAACAUCAAGGGGCCAAGGACGCUUCUAGCGAUAGUUCCUGGUACCAGAAGCAAUGGAAAGAAGCCCGCUGCAAUAGAUACCUAUGUCCAGACACACUAGCCUGUGUGCAUUUCCCGCAUCACUGCCCGUGUCCACAUCCAGAUGUGGAAGAAAAAAUUGAGCUGGGCGAAGGGAGCGCCAUCUGCGUGUCGAGGGGAGGAUACAAGGCUAGGGAGGCGUCAAGAAAGAUUGAGCUAGCGCGGAAGGGCCUUUUGUGA
This is a messenger RNA of Monascus purpureus, 372 nucleotides long. NCBI's taxonomy places the organism in Eukaryota, Fungi, Ascomycota, Eurotiomycetes, Eurotiales, Aspergillaceae. The record is from the annotation of a GenBank genome assembly.